Molecule: messenger RNA, 2431 nt
Organism: Camarhynchus parvulus
Lineage: Eukaryota; Metazoa; Chordata; Aves; Passeriformes; Thraupidae
Gene: ACADS
Product: acyl-CoA dehydrogenase short chain
Exons: 10
Coding region: 29-1273 (414 amino acids)
Biological process (GO): fatty acid beta-oxidation using acyl-CoA dehydrogenase; butyrate catabolic process
Cellular component (GO): mitochondrion
Molecular function (GO): flavin adenine dinucleotide binding
Source: RefSeq, a predicted model, not a curated record
CCGGGCCCGCGCUCCCUCAGGCGCAGCCAUGGCGGCGGCGGCGAUGGCGGCGGUCGUGUCCCGCUGCGGCGGAGCGCCCCGGGCGCUGGCCUUGCGGUGCCGCCGGCUGCACACCGUGUACCAGAGCGCGGAGCUGCCCGAGACACACCAGAUGCUGCGGCAGACGGUCCGGGACUUCGCAGAGAAGGAGCUGAUGCCGCUGGCAGCGCAGCUGGACAAGGAGCAUCGCUUCCCGGCCGAGCAGGUAAAGAAGAUGGGUGCCUUGGGGCUGCUGGCCAUGGACGUGCCAGAGAAGUACAAAGGAGCAGGCCUCGACUACCUGGCCUAUUCCAUCGCUGUGGAGGAGAUCAGCAGGGGCUGCGCCUCCACCGGCGUCAUCGUCAGCGUCAAUAACUCCCUGUAUUUAGGGCCAAUACUCAAGUUUGGCUCUGAAGAGCAGAAGCACCAGUGGAUUGCUCCCUUCACCAGUGGAGAGAAAAUUGGAUGUUUUGCCCUCAGUGAACCAGGAAAUGGCAGCGAUGCAGGUGCAGCCUCCACUGUGGCACGCCUGGAUGGGGACGAGUGGGUUCUGAACGGUACUAAGGCCUGGAUCACCAACGCCUGGGACGCCUCGGCCACAGUGGUGUUUGCUACUACGGAUAAAUCCCUGAAGCACAAGGGCAUUAGUGCAUUCCUGGUUCCCAUGCCAGCAGCUGGGCUGUCACUGGGGAAGAAAGAAGACAAACUGGGAAUCCGAGCCUCUUCCACUGCUAACCUGAUAUUUGAGGACUGCCGGAUACCCAAGGCAAACCUCCUGGGGCAGCCAGGAAUGGGCUUCAAAAUUGCCAUGCAAACUCUGGAUGGAGGAAGGAUUGGUAUUGCCUCACAGGCACUUGGAAUAGCACAGGCAGCUCUGGACUGUGCUGUGGAUUAUGCUGAGAAGAGAAUGGCCUUUGGGUCACCCAUCACAAAGCUUCAGGCAGUGCAGUUCAAGCUGGCAGACAUGGCUGUGGCCUUGGAGGGUGCACGCCUGCUGACCUGGAGAGCUGCUAUGCUGAAGGACAAUGGAAAACCCUUCACUAAGGAAGCGGCAAUGGCCAAACUGGCUGCAUCAGAAGCUGCAACGGCCAUUGCUCAUCAGGCUAUCCAGAUCCUGGGUGGGAUGGGCUAUGUGACAGAGAUGCCGGCGGAGCGGCACUACCGCGACGCUCGGAUCACCGAGAUCUACGAGGGGACCAGUGAGAUCCAGAGACUGGUGAUUGCAGGCCAGCUGCUGAAGGCCUACCGAGGCUGAGGAAGCUGCCUGGAGCAGCACACUGCCCCAAGUGCAUUGUAAUGGUGCACAGUGAUGGAGUUUGACCCUCUUGAAUGAGGCUAUUGAUGGAGGUUUUCCUCACCAAUGAGUACCUGACCCUCUAGUUAAAAUGUGCUGAUUCUUCUUUGGACAAAGUAUGGCACACUGAGGCUGGACUGAGGUUUGUAAGUGUUGGCUGUGAGUGCAGGAGGGAGGAGGCAGCCUGUGCUCAUAGGGCAGCCUGGGGCUUUUGCUAAAUGGGACUGUUGGAAUGGCUUGGUAGUGGGAAAAUGACAGCACUUGCCAGCCAGUGCCUGUUUUGCUGAAUUUAUCACUACAUGGCACUGGAUAACCAGUGCCAGAGUCAGAGAUACUGGGAGCUGUGACCCCUGUGCCCUGCUUCAGGCUGCAGACCAGACUUAGCGGAGUUCAGGUGUGGGCUGCAGCUGUGUGUGAGCUCCUAAUGAGACAGCUUGGGCUGAGGUAAUCCCUGCAGCAGGGCCCUUCUCAUUUCCAGCAGGAGAGGAGCCAGACAGGAGGACAGGGACAACCCACACACAGAGGAAUCUGAGCAGAGACUGUAGUUGCUGUCUGCAUAAAUUUGAAGACAAAAAGAAUUCCUCGAUCUGGGCCAGCAGGGCCCAGCACCUGCUCACUCAGCUGCUCUGGGAUGUAGGGAUAGAAGCAAAGGACAGCAAAGCUGCAGUGCCUAGGACUACUUUUUAAAAAAACCAAAACAAACAAACACCCCCUCUGCUCCCAAAUCUGCUUCUGCAAUAGCAGCAGGAAAGGAAGUGCCUGAUAGGGCAGUAACAGCUUUUAAUCUUGACAUGUUUUGGGCAACGAGGAAAUGAAGAGAUGACACACAAAGCUCACCAGGAAGUUUUAGCAGUUUUAGCACAUCCUCAAUCAGUGAUCAUUGGAAAGACAUUAGGAGCAUCAACAGCCAAAGGAAAAGCUCUAAACUCAGGAGAAGAGGGAGAGGAUUAAGACUAGAGCCUGCAUGGUCCAGUCUGCCUCCUUGUCCAAACAAGUACACUAGAGGGAAAUGGUUAUUUUCCUGUGGUGCCAUUUAUUUCAACUUGUGUGCAGAGAAGAAGAGCAGGAUUCUGUUACACGAGAGAGCAGAGAAGACAAAUAAAACCUGAUUUUAAAGGA